CGGUAAGUCACCGACCGACGAUGUGUUUCGAGCAUGAUAUGCAACAGACACGUUUAACAGUUUGAUAGUCAUUAGCUGAUAACAUGUCGAAGCUGUCCAUUUAGUACAUUUUCAUAUACAGAGUAAGUGUCAAGAAACAAGAUGAAGACUUUUCGAGGAUUGUUGCAUGGUGCAUCAUUUCUAAGUCGGAAAACGACAAGCAGAUCAAUACCUUAUUUAAGAUUUUUACCAGUUCUAUCAUCACAGAAAUUUAUUCAACAUGAGGCAACAACGAUCAAGAAAACUGAAAAACCCAGAGAAUUCAUACAAGAAACUAUAAGAUCGACAUCACAUGGACAAGAUCGAAAGAAAGCUCAGUUGGUUAUAUUUGACAAAGAUGGAACUCUCAUCUGUUUCCAUUCAAUGUGGGCACCAUGGGCUCACAUUGUCGCAGAAAAUAUUGCCAAAGCCAGUGAAUUAGAUAUAGAACUGAAAAUAUUUGACAAACUUGGAUAUUGUACAACCGCCCAACGUAUUUAUCCAGGGUUAUUGGCGGAAGCUACAAGUUUUAUGGUUCAAAAAGAACUAGUGCAAUUAUUAGUAUCUGAGGGUUUAACAGAGCAGCGAUCGUGGGAGGUAAUCAAAGAAUCCUGGCAAGAAGGAGAUGUCGACAAUCCAGAAGUAGUAAAGGGCAUCACUGAUUUACAGACUCUUUUUAAAAUCCUAAAAAGCAACGAUAUCAAAGUUGCGGUCUGUACCUCAGAUUCGAGAAAAGGUACAGAGUUGACAUUAGCUACUCUUGGAUUAACUAAAUACAUUGAUAUGAUCGUGUGUGGAGAUGAUCCAAAUACUGAACCUAAACCCUCUCCGUACAACGCCUUAAAGAUUUGUGAUCAAUUAGAUAUUAAUCCCAAUCGAGCUGUAAUGGUGGGUGAUACUCAAGCCGAUGUUGGCAUGGGUCGAUCAGCUAAGUUAGGUUUAAGUAUAGGAGUUUUGAGUGGAAUAGGAGGAACAGAUGAACUCAAGGAAGAUGCAGAUCACAUUGUUAAAGAUGUGAAGGAUAUAUUGCCUUUGAUAUUACCCCAUAGUUCAUGGCGGGAGUAUUACGCCUAUUCUACUGAUGACAGGGUCCUGGUAGAGCCAUAUUGCACUGAAGAUGCCGAUAUGAGACGUAUUAAAGAUUUGAGGACAGCAGAACUUGUUAUUUUAGAUCUUCAUGGUACUCUAAUAUGUCCCCAUACCAGAUAUGGUAAAUGGACUGAAAAACUUGGUGAAAGAUUGAAUGAAGCAACAGGGUUAGAAUUAGCAGAAAAAGUUUACAGUACUCUAGAUGUAUGUCAAGAUUCUCUCCAAGUAAAACAAGGUUUGCUGGCUGUUGAAGGAGCAGGUCCAAAGAUAAAAGCAGCGAUUGUGCAGAUCUUAUUGAAUGAAGGAUUUUACUAUGAAGAUGCCAUUAUGUUGGUAAACCAGGUUUGGAAUGAUUGUGAAGACACAUUGAAGUCGGAUCCCAAGUCCGUUGGUGGAGAUCUGAAGACUCUUUUUAGGAAUUUAAAGAAAUCAGGAGUGAAGGUCGCCAUUUGUACAGGUGAAAAUCGAGAUAAUGCGCUUAAAGAUUUAAUGACUCUAGACAUCAUGAAGUAUGUUGACAUGAUGGUUUGUGGCGAUGAUCCUUUAAGCGAACCUAAACCGUCUGCACACAAUACUCAUCUUAUUUGUGAAGAACUAAAAGUGGAUCCUUCAAAAGUGGUAGUAGUUGGUGAUACUGUAGAAGAUUUGUUUAUGGGUGAGAAGGCUAAAGUUAAAUCAAAAAUAGGUGUAUUAACCGGAGUCGGAUCCCGAAGUGAACUAGAAAAACACGCUGAUCAUGUUUUGCCAAGUGUAAGUCAUGUGUUAAAAUACUGUGUAGGAGACAUAGUGAUAGAAGAACUUACAAAACCUAAUGAUACAGACAAAAAAACAGUAGUGAGUACAGUUAAUCUUGAUUCAACACAAAAAUUAGGUACUCGGACAUAUCAUACACUCUCUAACAGAAUAAAAGAUUUUUUCUUUAGUCAACGGAGGCAUUAUUCUAGUAAUAGUGGUAGCAUUCCAUCCAGAGUGCGUGCCAAAAAAGCACUAGAAGAACUACCAACAUAUGAUUAUCUUGUUUUAGGUGCAGGAUCAGCUGGCUGUGUUCUAGCUAACAGAUUAACGGAAAAUCCCAAUAACAAAGUUCUAUUACUAGAAGCCGGGCCAAAAGAUAACACCUGGAAAAUUGAUAUGCCAGCUGCAUUAAUGUAUAAUCUGUGUGAUGAUAGAUAUAACUGGUUUUAUCACACUCAACCGGAAAAACACAUGAAUAACCGCGUCAUGUAUUGGCCUAGAGGCAGAGUAUGGGGGGGAUCAUCAUCUCUUAAUGCCAUGGUGUAUAUUCGUGGACAUGCACACGAUUACAAUAGGUGGGAAUCAGAAGGUGCUAAAGGGUGGUCUUAUGCUGAUUGUCUCCCUUAUUUUAGAAAGGCACAGAAUCACGAACUAGGAGGAGAUGAUUAUCGGGGAGGUGAUGGUCCAUUACAUGUUUCUCGAGGUAAAACUAACCACCCUUUACAUCAUGCUUUUAUUGAAGCAGGAAAACAGGCAGGUUACCCCUUUACAGAUGACAUGAAUGGCUACCAGCAAGAAGGUGUAGGUUGGAUGGAUAUGACCGUUCAUGAUGGAAAGAGAUGGAGUGCAGCAGCUGGUUACCUAAAACCUGUAUUAUAUCGCCCUAACUUAGAAACACAGACCAAAGCCUUGACCACUCGUAUUAUAUUUGACAAGCAUAAAGCUGUUGGUCUAGAGUAUGAACAUGGAGGGAUUACUAAGCAAGUUUAUGCCAGGAAAGAAGUUAUAUUAAGUGGUGGCUCUAUCAAUUCACCCCAGUUACUGAUGCUUUCGGGAAUAGGAAACGCUGAUGAGUUAAGAAAUCUUGAUAUUCCUGUUGUUGCUCACCUACCUGGAGUUGGAGAAAAUCUACAGGAUCAUUUAGAAGUUUAUGUUCAACAAGAAUGUCUUAAACCGAACACACUGUAUUCAGCACAGUGGAAAUUUCCACAUAACAUGAUAAGAAUUGGAUUACAGUGGUUUACUAGCAAUACAGGGUAUGGUGCUACUAGCCAUUUAGAAUCUGGGGGAUUUAUUCGCAGUAAACCAGGAAUAGAUCAUCCAGAUAUCCAAUUCCAUUUCCUGCCAUCUACUGUCAACGAUCACGGAAGGAAGGUGGGGCCCUGUCACGCCUUUCAGUUACAUGCUGGUACCUUGAGAGCAGCCAGUCGAGGACACAUCAAACUAAAAUCAAAUAAUCCGCAUGAGCAUCCUCUCAUAACUGCCAAUUAUUUUUCUGAACCAGAAGAUAUUGUAGACUUGAGGCAAGGCGUGAGACUCUCUAGAGAAAUCUUCAAUCAAAAGGCGUUUGAUGAAUUUCGAGGACGUGAAUUAGCACCAGGGUUUGCAAUGACCACUGACAAGGAAAUUGAUGAUUUCUUGAGAAAUAUGGCUGACUCAGCUUAUCAUCCUUCAUGUACAUGUAAGAUGGGGUCUGAAGACGACAAGAUGGCUGUUGUAGAUAAUGAAGGUAGAGUUUAUGGUGUUGAAAAUUUACGUGUGGUAGAUGCCUCUGUUAUGCCGAGUGUAGUUAGUGGUAACCUUAAUGGCCCUACCAUUAUGAUUGCUGAGAAAAUGGCUGAUAGAAUUUUAGGUAAUCCCCCACUACAGAAGUCUAAAGCACCAGUAUACCAACCUAAAUCUUUAGAAACCCAAAGAUAACAUUAUUAUUUUUAGUUUAUAUUAUUUCAAUCUGAUUAAAAUACAGAUCUAUAUUUCGUUUCGGUUUUUUAUAUUUCCGAUGGCCUACACUACAUGAAGAUCUGACAAGCUAUAGCGAUAGGUCACGUCAGGGGUCAAAAUAUUGACUUUUGACCUAUGACGUCAGACAUUUGAUUUACCAAUCAGCAUUGAUGUUACUAGUGGAUUACCCACAGUUCCGGUCAAAAAAGGUCAAACCCUCGAUUCGACAGACCAUUUGAUUGACUGACCCCUCAUUUCAAGCAGAACACGAGUUAAAUAACAAGUCUUCCAGAUCCAAGUGUAGUAAAGACAAGUAAAACGAAAUUUUGAACUAUAAAAACGAAACGAAAUAGGAUCUGUGUUUUAACCAGAUUGAUAUUAUUUUGUUGUGUUUGUAGAUUCUGUUCUAGUUUUCAUUUAUAUACAUCCAAUUGCCUGUUGAUUGAGAUGGAGAGAUAUUUUUGGGCUUAAAGUAAAGUAUAUUUUACAGAUAUUUCUUUUAUUUGUUGAUGUGAUAUGAUUCUUUUGCACCUGAAUAAUGGUUGUCAAGGUAUUAUGAAAUACAGGAUACCUUGCCUGCAGUAGCCAACUUUAUCAUAAACUUUGUUGGAAAAUUAUUUUUGAAAGAUUUAGGAUAUAUACAUGUCUCCAGUCUAAUUAUAAUCACGUGUUGUGUCAGUUACAUGUUGUUGUAUUUUUCAUGUUUUCUCCAAAUAUAUGACUUAUAUUCUGUUACAGGGCUGCAUUUGUGGUGCAUAAAAUUUAAAAAUCCAUGCACAUACAAGUGUUCUGUUAUGUUAGGGAUGUAGAACUCUCAAAAGUUGCUAAUGCAGUCAAAGUAUCAGAAGUAAUUAUCUUGUAAACCUUGAUAUUAUGAAGAUGUAUUUGUUUGUUAGUUUUCAUCAUAUAUUUAUAAUAAGUAAUUAUCUUGCAAUACUUUGAUAUUAUGAAAAUGUAUUUGUUUAUUAGUUUUCAUAAUAGAUUUAAUUAUUUUAACCAAUACUGUUAUGAUUUGCCAUAUUUGUGUAAAGUAUGUCAUGUAUAUGUCACUGGUACUUACAAUUUGUAUCAGAUAAUUUACAUGUAGAUUUAAAGUAUUGUUGAUUAGAGUCAUGUUUCACAAUAACUAAACAUUAAAACUAAACAAUAUAUAGACAAACACAAUUACUAAUUUACUAAUCCAAUAAUCUUGUUGAACAUGUUGGGUCAACCAUCAACAAUGAAAAACAACCUGCAUGUACAUUGUGUUUUAUUGAUAUGCAAGUUUUGUGUAACCCCUGUGUUGCCUUUCUUAAAAAACUCAUUUUGUACAAUUAACUGAAUAUAAGAACAAGAAAUAACUUAAAAUAUAGGCAUAGAAUAAUUAAUGAAAUAGUUAUUCAUCUGUAUGUCUAGUCCAUACUAUGAUCAGGUUGUCAUAACUAUUGUUGAAAUCACAUAAACACAACUUUAUGGAUAACAAUCACUAGCAAGUUUAAUAGUCCAGUUUUUAGUUUGAAUAGAAUGUUGUAGUAGUCAUUAUGUUUGACAAUAUAUUUAAUACGCUUUAGUCAUUAAUAUUGUUAACAUGAUCAGCCAAUUGUUAUUGACCCACAUUUAUAUUAAAAGUGGUUGAUAUUACUGGUAUAUAUGAUAAAUGUAAUUUAAUUCUAAGAAUUUUAUAAUGGAUUUAUAUUAUAUCCAAUUAAUUUGAAAUCCAAUGGUAUUUCAUUAUUAAUAUAUGUUCUGUGAAGAAGUUAAUAUAUACAUCUAUUGUUUUGUAUAUUAGUGGAAUUACCCAGUAAGAUUAACUUAAAUUUUCUUAAAAUGGCUAGAUCUCUUUGAGUCUGAGAUACAACUGAAAGUUAUAUUGGUUUUGACAAAGAACCACUAAUACUAGAAAUAGGAAACUACGAUUAGUAAACAUACCUACUCAAAACAUGAUAUUUCAAAACAAGAAUUUAGUCGUACAGAGGUAGGAAAAGUGUCUAGUUGUUUGGAUGAGACAGAAAGCAGAGGUCAUUCAUGGUACAUAAAAGAACGCUUAGAAAUCGAUUAAGAGUAGGUGGAAAUGCCAUUGUUUUAGCCAAAUUUCUUUCAUAGAAAAUGGCAUGUGCUCAUCAUAAACAUAGGACCUUAAACCACAUUUCAUUUCCGUAAUCAUAGAGGUUUAGCUACUUUAAAGUUGAUUGAAUUGUUUACCUUAGAAAUCUCAGGCCUGAAUGAAAUUUUGAAUAAAUGGUUGAUGAAUUUAAUGCUGUUGUAUAUAGAGAGUCUGACUACUUAAUUGAAAUUAUUUUGGUCCAAGUAAAAAAAUAUAAAAAUUAUGUGUUACAUUCAUCUGUUUAAAUAAUUAAAAAUAUAAUAUUUUGUGCAAUAUAAAUUUUAUUGAAGCUGUAUUAGAGCGGGAGCCCAGGGCGUUAACCUAGCUGAAAAGUGUACCAAUUUUCUCCUAUAUGGUCUCAAUGCAUGUAUAUCUGGUAUCAUCAGAAUGUAAGUCUGCCGGGUUUCCGGUGAUGGGUGUGGUAUUCCACGCCCAAAAUACCACGCCCCCCAACUAGGCUAGAUUAGCUCAAAAGUGUACCACAUAAAAAUCUUACAGCAGUGUACCGUACAUCUGCAGGUGUUACAAAAACACUCUAACAGACAUUUAUAGUGAUGGGUUACCCCUGACAGAGCUAUGUAAUUGUCAGACAUUUGUAGUGGUAGAGUAUCCAUGACAUGAGUUUUCUAAUUUCCAGACCACAGCUAGGCUAGAUUAGCUGAAAUCUGUACCACCUAAAACAGCUUUGGAGUUGUUCAGUACCACUACAGGAAUCAUGAAUGUCCUGUGAUGGUACUGAACAACUCCAAAGCUGUUUAAGGGGGUACAGAUUUCAGCUAAUCUAGCCUAGCUGUGGACUGGGAAUUAGAUAACUCUGUCAGGGAUACUCUACCACUACAAAUGUAUGACAAUUACAUAGCUCUGUCAGGGGUAACCCACCACUAGAAAUUUCUGUUAGAGUGUUUUUGUAACACCUGAAGAUGUACGUUACACUGCUGUACGAUUUUCAUGUGGUACACUUUUGAACUAAUCUAGCCUAGUUGGGAUGCAUGGCAUUUUGGGCGUGGAAUACCACACCCAGCACCGGAAACCGGCAGACUUACAUUCUGAUGAUAUCAGAUAUACAUGCAUUGAUAAAAUAUUGGAAAAAAUUGGUACACUUUUCAGCUAGGUUGACCUCCUGGGCUCCAGGUCUAUAUGUAAAGUUUAAUUAAAAAUUAGACCAUACUGUCUUUUGGUCUGAUAUGUCAUAACCUGUCAUUUAUAUUUACACAAAGUAAAUCUUUUAAUAACUUCUGCUGACUGAUCCCUAUUUUCUAAUAUGAAAAGAUGUUUUCCUAUGGCCAUAAUGGUUUUUAGUCAAUCACUGUUGCUCAAUAAGACCACCUAUAGAACAAAUUAACCAUAAGGAAGUAGUUAGAUAUUAUGUAGUGUAAACCAACAUGUGUUCAUGUCGGAAUAAAAUGAGAGUUAGUUUUAAUUAUGUUGAUGUACAUUUAUUCGUAUUACACUGUCUUUUUAAAAUUUGAUAUCGGUAAAACAAAAUACUCCCCCAAACCAGUAAAACACAGAAGUUUACAUUAGGAAUGUCAUUUUAUUGAGAAAAUGUAAACUUAAAAUUUAUAAUGGACCUGUGUUGAAGAGAAGUUAUUUAUGCAGUUCAUUUUUGUCUUAAAGUGUCAACUUGUGAUUUGUUUUGUGUUUAAAGCUUUUAGACACCUUAAAUUGUUUAAAUGUACAUUUUAGAUGAAGUCUUAUUAUAGGAGUAUAUAAUCGUCAUAAUGGUUAUCAUUGAAGGAGUUGUCCUACCCAAGUAUAUUUUGUGAAUAAAGCAUUAUCUUGGAAUGGCA
Molecule: messenger RNA, 7656 nt
Organism: Patella vulgata (common limpet)
Lineage: Eukaryota; Metazoa; Mollusca; Gastropoda; Patellidae
Exons: 5
Coding region: 142-3762 (1206 amino acids)
Molecular function (GO): flavin adenine dinucleotide binding; choline dehydrogenase activity
Source: RefSeq, a predicted model, not a curated record